Leptosomus discolor (cuckoo roller) is the source of this 4748-nucleotide messenger RNA. The record is from RefSeq and is a predicted model, not a curated record. NCBI's taxonomy places the organism in Eukaryota, Metazoa, Chordata, Aves, Leptosomiformes, Leptosomidae.
AUGUUAAGGACAUGGUCACUGACUUUGAUGAAAAACAUGACGAAUACUUAAUAGCCCUUCAGCAGAGAAACCGGCUACUGGGACGUUUGAAAAGAAAGGAUCCUAUACAAAUCAAACUGGAGCAGUUAGAGAAAGGAUUUUCUCUGUACCUGAAUGGAGCUAAUUCGGAACUGAGGAAUUACCGCAGAAAAAUCAACUCACAUGGCUACCUAAAAAAUGAGACAAAAACUACCAGGACAAAUGCAGCCCAGCUACAAAGGAGUGGGUUGCAAGAACACAACACGCAGACUGCACCAAGCAAAAUACAGCGCAGAGGCUGGCUUCAGAAAACUGUGGAGAUUAAAACAGAAAGCGGGGGUAAACUCUGCAUUAAACCUCCUCUUGAGUACUCUGAGGAUUUUGAGCCUUAUGAAAGCCUGAAUGUGGAGACAAAUGGUGAUGAUCCUCUCCGUUAUUCCCAGAAAUUGAGAAGAAGCUUGCAACUCAGUGUAGAAGAGAAAAAGAUGGAAGAAGACUCUCUUAGUGAUGAUUAUGACUCUGUUGAAGAGGAUGUGUUUUCAGAACCAUCUCCCACUGAGGAAACAAUUACAAGCUUUGGAGGCCUUCAGUUGCACAGCAGUAGAUCACUGCCGAAAGAAGCUUCUGAACAUCAGGAUGCUGGGAGAUGCUCUGGCCUUGAUUCUGGUGCUCUUACUGUGUUGGAGUUCAACCAGGAUCAAAGUAAAGUGAAGCCACUACGAGUUCUCUCGGCAAAAAGAAAAGAUAAUGCUGAAAUGUACAUUCCUGUCAGACCAAUUAUGGUAAAAAAUAAAAUCACUCGGCCACUCUCUGCUGAGUUCUUGCACCAGGAAAGACGUGAAAGAAUUGAUUCUAGACCAUUAAGUCGACCAGAAAGACCACUUUCAGCAGCUCGAAAGAAUGUGUGUGAGAAGGAUCCUGAUCUCUCGGUUUCAGCUGUGGUUAAAGCAAUGCAAAUUGAAAAUGAAGUUUUGCAGAGAGAUCUGCAAAGGCAGACAGUUUCCACAAGCCCUCAAAAGAAGAAAUUUUCUGUUUCAUCUAUUGUUUCUGCAAUGGCUGAACCUCCAGAAAAAAGUGAGACAAGGACUGCAGUCACAAAAACUGUUGAGAGAAUUUCUCCUUUUGGAAGCAGACAACAGGAGAACCUUCUGAAGGUCCUUCCCGAGCCUGUGAGCCAUUCUGCCUGUGACAAUGACAUAUGCCUGUCUGCUGACAAAUCUGAAGUAGAUUCUGUGUUGAGAGAGAAGAUAACGACCAGUAUGGAAGUACGUGACGCCAUUUAUGUGACUAUGGAACUACUUUCUAACUGGGGAAAUCCAGUAAACGUGGGCUUGAGCAAGGUGGAAUUCUUUGAUUUAUACAACGAAAAGAUAUUUGUGUCUCCUCAUGAUGUGGACGUUCGAAAUGCUGAUAACCCAUGGGAUUUGUGCUGCUUGGUCAAUAAGAACUUUAAUAUCACGAAGGAAAGCUCUCUUUGGAUGUGCCCUUUCCAUCCGCCCAUCCAACUUUACUUUGUUGUCCGCAAUCCCACCCGGUCACAUGACUUUGGUAUAUCCAAGAUCAAGAUUUGGAAUUACAACACAACAACUCCCAGUGACCUUGAUGUUGGAGCAAAGAAGGUGAAGUUAUAUGUUGAUGAGAACCUUGUAUUUGAUGAUGAAUUAAAGAGAGCCUCUGGAGAUCUCCUCGCUGACCACAGCACUACAAUUGACCUUACAGAUCACAAGCAGAAUAUCUCUGCAUUUUCUUCAGAUGAAAGGAAAGUAGUAAAUGCACCUGCAGUCACAGAGAAGAAAGCAGACCUACAUUUUAAAUGCUUACAGUCAAGCAAUACUUCACUAAACUGGAAAUCUCUGCCAGAAGAAAAUCUUCUUGAGCAGAAGAUGAACUCAGUCAGCUUUACAAAGAAAAAAUUGUCUGAGUUAGCAGGUGAUCUAAAAGUGUUACCAUCUCAGGUUUGUAUGAAGGAUGCCAAAGAGAAUGCAACAGCACAAGCGGCUAAGGAGCAUGAUCAAUCUGAUGAUGAACUUACUUUGAGUGAGCAAAUGGAAAAGGUAACAGGAAGAAAAUUCUCUGAUUCUACAGGUGCAAUUCCUUCUUGGUUACAGUCAUCUUCCCAAGUAACAGAGAAUAAUCAAGUUACUUCCAGUAAGCAGAAGCCUCCCUGGCUUGCUCCAGAACAUUGUUUAGGCAUGAGAUUUCAAACACAGUCAGAUGGAAUACUGAAAAACUUUUCAGAUCUGACCAAUGAGGAUGUCAAAUGUCAGAGAAACGAACUGGGAAGAUCCAGUAGUAGAAAUGCAAAUGGAGAUGAGAGAUCACAAAUGCUAACUGGAAGGGGUGGUGAUGUGGGCUUGGACAUUUCGGAGCAACUUUCUAACAAAAACUGCUGCGGCUUACAGUACCCAACAAGUGGAAGGAGAAGUCUCAGAUGUAUAAAAAAGGCAGGAUUAAACACGAUAAAUCUUGGAGAAGAUGAUUGUGCUCUCACAGAUGAAGACUUUUCUGUCAACAACAUAGCAACCUCUAGAGCAAAGUGGCACAAUGAACAAGAGCACACUCUGCAGGAGUCCUGGAACUCCUUGGUAAAGUUCAAUUAUUCCCAUCGCGGCCGAAUCUCUAACAUGGAUUUUCAAGGGGAUAUCUUUGAUGAGUUUCUCCAUCAACAGAAAAUCAACCGGCCUGGAGAGUAUCAGCAAAUGAGAAAAGAGGGACUACAAACACUACCAAAAAGGCAAGAAGAAAGUUCUGUGGAGGCACAUGAUGGAAAUGAUUUUAAAAUUCCUGUUUUACCUUAUGGGCAGCACUUAGUGAUAGACAUUCGAACAACAUGGGGAGACAGACAUUAUGUUGGUCUUAAUGGAAUUGAAGUUUUCAGUUCUAAAGGAGAGCCUGUUCAGAUUUCAAAAAUAACAGCUGAACCGCCUGAUAUAAAUAUUUUACCAGCUUAUGGCAACGAUCCCAGAAUAAUAACCAACCUAAUUGAUGGGGUAAAUCGGACGCAGGAUGAUAUGCAUCUCUGGCUAGCACCGUUUACACCUGGAAAACCUCACUUUAUCUUUAUUGACUUUGUGAAUUCCUGUCAAGUAGCUAUGAUUAGGAUUUGGAAUUAUAAUAAAUCUCGCAUUUUCUCUUUCAGAGGUGUGAAAGACAUUAUAAUGGUGUUAGAUGAACAAUGCAUCUUUAAAGGAGAAAUUGCAAAAGCUUCAGGAACCUUGUCUGGAGCUCCCGAGCACUUUGGGGAUACUAUAUUGUUCACUACUGAUGAUGAUAUUCUUGAAGCUAUAUACUGCUAUGAGGAGACAUAUGAUGGAGAAAUGGGAGAUGCCAGCUCCUUGAGAUACAAGGAAGAGCUAAAGAGGCCAACAACUGCUGAUAGGGAGGGAGAUGAAAGACCUUUUACACAAGCCGGUUGUUCUGAGGAAAUGGCAUCAGGCAUCAAAGACAGACCAGACCCUCUCUCUGAAUGUAUACCCAAGGAAUCAGGAAUAUUUACUGGAAAAUGUCUGCAACUGAAUUUUACCAUGACAUGGGGAGACUCUCAUUACCUUGGGCUGACAGGACUUGAAGUGAUAGGAAAGAAUGGUCACGCAUUAAAAAUAAGUACAGAACAGAUUUCUGCUUCACCCCAAGACUUAAAUGAUCUUCCAGAGUAUACAGGAGAUUCCAGAACACUAGAAAAGUUAAUAGAUGGGACUAAUAUCACAGUAGAGGAUGACCAUAUGUGGCUCAUUCCCUUCUCUUUUGGAGAAGAUCAUCUGCUCACAAUCCAUUUUGAUAAAAUGGAAAGUAUUGCAGGGCUUCGCUUUUGGAACUAUAAUAAAUCUCCGGAGGAUACGUAUAGAGGGGCAAAGGUAGCCCAUGUGUUACUGGAUGGUCACAGCAUCUCCCCACCAGAGGGCUUUCUUAUCCGCAAGGGACCAGGCAACUGCCAUUUUGAUUUUGCCCAAGAAAUUCUCUUUCUUGACUACCUGCAGCCACAGCUGAUUAACAAAGUAAAAAGGAGGACUGGUUCAAAGAGAAUGGAACAAGCUAGUAUGGACUAUGAAGCACCGUUAAUGCCAUGUGGUUUUAUUUUCCAGUUUCAGCUUCUGACAAGUUGGGGUGAUCCGUACUACAUUGGUUUGAAUGGACUUGAGCUGUUCAAUGAACAUGGAGACCAAAUCUUACUAACUGAAAACAAUAUUGCUGCUUUUCCAGAUAGCGUCAACGUUUUAGAAGAUGUAUCUGGAGACAUCCGAACUCCAGACAAACUAAUUGACAGAGUAAAUGACACGACUGAUGGCAGACAUAUGUGGCUUGCACCGGUUCUUCCUGGUUUGGUAAAUAGGGUAUAUGUAAUUUUUGAUGUGCCUACUACUGUGUCAAUGAUCAAGUUAUGGAAUUACGCCAAAACACCUCAGAGAGGUGUGAAAGAAUUCGGUCUUCUGGUGGAUGACUUGCUUGUCUACAAUGGGAUUCUGGAUAUGGUGAACCAUGUAGUAUCGGGCAUUCUACCAACCUGCGAUCCAGUGGUCCCGUAUCAUACCAUUCUCUUCACAGAUGAUGAGAAGAUUUGUCACCAGGAGAAGAGAACUGUUAUUAGCAAUCAUGUGGGAGAUCAGGAUGUACGAAUGAUGAACGAAAAUGAGAUUGUCACAAACAGCAAAAAGAAGCAGGUUGUGGCUGAUCCAGCUUUGCGUCCAAAAACCUGCAUAUGUGAAAAGGGACUGCAGAGGAGGAAAAGAUAA